Rhagoletis zephyria (snowberry fruit fly) is the source of this 840-nucleotide messenger RNA. NCBI's taxonomy places the organism in Eukaryota, Metazoa, Arthropoda, Insecta, Diptera, Tephritidae. The record is from RefSeq and is a predicted model, not a curated record.
AUGUUCCUCUUCAACACACACACACUAGGACCGCCGCUGGACAUUGGCAUGGACCUGACGAUCGCCAGCUUCGACAGCAUCUCCGAGGUGAACAUGGACUACACCUUGACGCUGUACCUGCACCAGUACUGGAAGGACGACCGCCUCGCCUUCAGCCAGGACAACAGCGUCGAGCUGACGCUGUCGGGCGACUUUGCCGAGCGCAUCUGGGUGCCGGAUACUUUCUUCGCCAACGACAAGAACUCCUUCCUUCACGAGGUGACGGAGAAGAACAAGAUGGUUCGCCUCAAGUCGGAUGGAUCCAUCUCUUAUGGAAUGAGAUUCACCACCACCCUCGCCUGCAUGAUGGACCUGCACUACUACCCACUCGAUUCGCAGAACUGCACCGUAGAGAUUGAAAGCUACGGCUACACCGUCUCCGACGUGGUGAUGUACUGGACGGACACCCCGGUGAACGGCGUCAAGAACGUCAAACUGCCCCAGUUCACCAUCGUCGGCCACGAAACCACCGACCGGAAGGAGUCCCUCGCCACGGGCACCUACCAGCGCCUGUCCCUCCUCUUCAGCCUCAAGCGGAACAUCGGCUACUUCAUCUUCCAAACCUACCUGCCCUCCAUCCUCAUCGUCAUGCUCAGCUGGGUGAGCUUUUGGAUCAACCACGAGGCCACUUCCGCUCGAGUGGCCCUCGGCAUCACCACCGUCCUCACCAUGACCACCAUCAGCACGGGAGUUCGCAGCUCGCUGCCGCGGAUCAGCUACGUCAAGGCCAUUGACAUCUACCUGGUGAUGUGCUUCGUCUUCGUCUUCGCCGCCCUGCUCGAGUACGCCGCCGUCAACUAC